AAAAUUACUAGCUUUUUGUAAUUAUUUUCUAAUCUCUGCAUGACUGAAUAAUAAAAUAUGAGAGUUAAAAUUAUCUUGUCAUAAUCGUAAUUUUAAAUUGAUCAUCUUGAAAAUAAAAUAUCGAUUAAUGAAUUGAUCUUUUUAUAUGACAUGUCGAUAGUAAAAAAAGAAGUAAUUUAGAAUAGUAUUUAAAAAUAUUUAUGUGCAACUUAUUAAUGAGAGAGACAUUAAUUUAUGUCACACAUACAUUGUCACAAGCAGUUUUUAAAUGGUAAAAUAAUAAAAUACAAAAUUCGUGUGACAUUACUCGAAUUAAAGGUUAUAUUUUUGUUGAACGUUUUACACGUGUUCGUUGCUUGUAAAUAAAUAUUUGGAAUCAUGAAAGAAGUUUUACUAUCAAAUUGUGAAAAGAAUUUUGUAAAUAAAUCAGUGGAACAAGGCACGAGUUGUAGCACAAGUAACAUGCGAUAUUCAACAACCUAAAACUUCUCGUCCUAAUGAAGGGAUGUUGCAUAUAAAUGUUGAACUUAAUCCAAUGGCUGCACAACAUUUUGACAGUGGCAGACAAUCUGAGAUUUCAAUAUUGAUCAGCAGACAACUUGAAAAAUGUUAUCAAGAUUCUAAAUGUGUAGAUCUAGAAUCCUUAUGUAUUAUAGCUGAUAAAAAGGUAUGGAAUUUAAGGGUCGAUAUUAAUGUCAUUAAUCAUGAUGGAAACUUAAUUGAUUGUGCUUCUAUUGCAACAUUAGCUGCUCUCUCUCAUUUUCAUAGGCCUGAUGUAACUUCAAAUGGUGAAGAUAUUAUAGUUCAUCCAUUUUCUGAAAAGGAUCCUUUACCUCUAACAUUAUAUCAUUAUCCAGUGUGUGUCUCUUUUAUAACAUUUGAAAGUGGAAGUACAGUUAUGGAUCCAACAUACUUAGAAGAAAGAGUUGGAGUAGCUCAACUUACUCUUGGCAUUAACUCAUAUAGAGAACUUUGUAGUUUACAUUUUAAUUAUUUGACAAAAACUAUGACUGUAGAAGAUGUGAUAUCAGCGGUUUCUAGUUAUGCAACAAAUUAUGCUGUUCAAUUGGUGCAACAAAUAAAAGAAGCAGUAAAUUAUGAUGUGGAAGCAAGGUAUAAGAAAGAAGAUCGUAACACAAAUCGUUUUAAGGAGUGUAUAAUGACCAAAAAAUUGACUACAAUGAACAGUGAAUGUAUCAGUAUUAAACUACGUAAAUGGGAUGAUAUAAAAAACAUAGAAUCUGAUGAAUAUAUCAUUUGGUGAAGGUGGACCUAAUUCAUGGAAUGUGUCAGAAUCCGAAGAAGAAAUCGAUGACGUUGAAAUUACUACUGUAAUAAAGAAAGAAGAAAAUAAAACUAUAGAAAGUAUAGGUAUUCUAUAUAAUUACUUUUACUACAUUUUCUCGAUAAAUGAUAAUAAUAACAAAUAAUUAUUAAUCGUUCUAGAAUUGAAUGGAGAUAGUGAAGAAGAAAAUAUUGAAAUAUUAGAGACGAAAGAUAUAAUGCAGUAAAUGAAUAAUAAAUUAUAUAAAAAUUUAAUUGUUUUAUUUAUAUAGAUAUUUUCCGUAUAUAAUAAAGAAAAUAAAUAUGUAUGGAGUAAAUAAACAAUAUUUUAUUAAGUAUUGUUGUACAUAUAUUUUUUAAUAUAUUUUAUACAUAGUUCUUAUAAAAUACCUAUGCCUAUUAACAAGUAAAAAUCCAUACACAUAUUUUUGAUCUCACUAAUAAAAUAUUAGUAUAAUAACAGAACUUAUUAAACAAGGCCUAGGCUAUGUGGUAUCAUUACUUAAACCAUUCUUUUGAUCCAGUUUAUUGGCAUUAGUUUUUACCGUGUAAAUAAAAAAGCUUAAUGCCUCUUUUUCAAUUACAGGGAUAGUCUUAAAAUGCUUCAUAAGAGUCUGAAAAAAAUAUAAGGACUUUUACUUGAAAUUUAUAUCUAUUCAAUAUUUUAUAUUUUUGUGAAUAUCUUAUUUAAUACUUACAUCUGCUAAUUGAGCUUUAUUUAAACCUGGACGUGUGGAAACUUUAUAAUGCCUUUUAUAUCGCCUAAGUGUACCCACUUGUAAUUGAAAAAGGUCAACUUCAGGCAAAUCAUUAUCUGUUUCACCCGAAUCUUCUUCAGAAUCCUUACGUCUACGCUGUUGUUGUUGUUUAGAUCUUGCACAUUGUAUCACUUGCUUAUGAUAAUCACAAAUGUAUAUAUGACGUGCCUGAUGAUAGAUAAGAUAUAUGAUGACAUAUUAUCAUAUACAUUAGAUUUUGAUAUUUAAUUUUUUUUUUACAAUACAAGAUACUUAGUUAUAUCUAAAGCAUAA
Heterotrigona itama is the source of this 2315-nucleotide messenger RNA. The record is from the annotation of a GenBank genome assembly. Lineage: Eukaryota; Metazoa; Arthropoda; Insecta; Hymenoptera; Apidae.